AUGGAUAAUAAAGAAAUAUCGUCCAUAACUGCAACAUCAUUAGCAAACUCAAUCUCGCCACCCUUGUCAGUUGCAUCCAUGACACCGUCGCCCGAGUGUGUCAGACGCUCACCGAAAGCAACUAUUUGUAGUGCCAGGCGCCAUGUGUCUUACAGCAUAGACAGUAUCCUUGGGACAAACAAUCAACAAUCGGGAUCGCCAUCUUUCCAAGACGCCAGUCUCGAAUCCUCCACGAAUUCAGGUAAUGCUUCAAUAACAAAACUGGCUAUCACCCGAAAUACAGUAUUUGAAAGCAACGAUAGCGUGAUCACCAACGCCAGUCACGUCGGCUGCAACCGUUACCUCCAUCAUCACUACCAACAACAACAACAUGCGUUUCCUCUACCGUCUCAACAUCACACAGACAGUGUCAUUAACCGCAACAUCUCUGAACAUUUUCGCUUUGCGACCGAUAGCAAAGACCUACAAUCUCCACCACUGUCCUCCCAAACUGUUAUUAGGAAGCAGAACGAUGUAUCUUUAGGGCAUCAGACACAGCUGACGCCAUCACCUCCUGCAGCGCCGUCAACAAAUUCUGCUGACGCAUCUUCUGUCCAACGUUAUUCUGCAGAGAGCCCCAGUGAAGAUGAGUCCCAAAGUGAGUACGCUGACAACGAGAACGGCAAUGACGAUGAAAACGGAGGUAAACCAAGAAAAAUUCGUCGCAGCAGGACCACGUUUACAACAUUUCAGUUACAUCGUUUGGAGCGAGCGUUUGAGAAGACACAGUACCCGGAUGUAUUCACCAGGGAGGAGCUUGCCAUGACCCUUGACCUUAGCGAAGCCAGGGUGCAGGUCUGGUUUCAGAAUCGAAGAGCAAAAUGGCGAAAACGAGAGAAAGCACUUGGCAGAGAUAGCCCUACAUUCAUGUCAAUGGAUGCACCCUCUAUAUCGGAGAUGAUGAGUCUGGCUAGACCCUUCGGAAUCCCCACUCCGCUGGAGUCUUUCUGGGGUGCGAAGUUCCCAAAUCUGACGGGCGUUCAUCCAAUGAUGGCAUUGUCCCAUCCGGGGUUGACCAGUGCUCAAGCGGCUGCUGCUUACGGUGCUAGGUUA
Messenger RNA from Candidula unifasciata, 1092 nucleotides. The record is from the annotation of a GenBank genome assembly. NCBI's taxonomy places the organism in Eukaryota, Metazoa, Mollusca, Gastropoda, Stylommatophora, Geomitridae.